AACAAGAAGCAGCAGGUCAGAGAUCUACGUCCACUUCGCAACUUUUAGGGCCAUCAAACCAACCUCGCAGCCCGAAAACAGACACAAUGACGUACACUUCAAAUUCCGCUCGGAAGACGCAGCAGGAGUUAAAGUUAAAGAAGUGACUUUUUUUUGAAAGUGGAGAGAGAGCUGCUUCCUCGUUCGACAACGAGGCUUGAAACAUCUCAACAUCCUCACAAAGAAACUUUGCCUGCUAGGCUGCUAACUCGCACACAAUCCUGCCUAAAAAAAAAAACAAAAGAAAAGAAAAAGUAUCCUCGACGGAGACAAUAAAACGCUUCACAUGUCGAGCUGACUGUGGUUUAUUCUAGUAAAGUCGCUCACUUUACUCGGGGAAAGUUAUGAGUGCGUUUGCAGACGGAUAUUUGUAACGGGACGGAGCAGUAAAGAGCUGCAGCUGGUCAUCUUUCCCCGUCUUUUUCCAACAGGACAGGACUAAAACUGUUCUUUUCAGGUAGUUAGGAGCCCGGUGCUGCCAGAUUUGUUGCAGUAAAACAUGUCUGGCUCUGGCCGAAGUGGAGCUGCUGCUGGACGGCCGAGACCUGCAGCCCUGGGUCCGCAGCCCCUCAAGGCGACUGUCCCCUUCAGGCUGGCCAGCAAACCCAGACCCAACCGGAGGGAGGGGAAGUCAGCUGGAAAGGCCAAAUCCCACCAGCUGACCUCGGGCAUGAGGCGGACGAUGUCCCUGGACGCCAUCAUCGGCCCAUACCUGCAGGGACACUGGCCAAAAGAAGCGGAGGGCUCGAGCUCGAGUCUGUCUCGCAAGGACAAAUCCACCCAGACCCCAGACUCAUGGGUGGAUGAAUCCCAGAGCGGGAGAGGUAGUAGCAUCCACAAACGUUCAGCAUCAUGGGGCAGUGCUGAGCAUCUGCGAGAGAUCGCUAAACUAAAACACCUGCAGCAGUGCAGCAAACCUGCAGUCUCUGGAGUGCAUGAAAAGGACCGCCAGUGCAGUUAUCCUCAUGGGAGCUGUAGCCUAGGAGCUACUCAGACCCAGCCAGUUCCCAUCCCCCUCACUCCCCUGUCCACCCUGGUCCCCCGGCUGCGCUGCAGUGUGGAGGGCCUCAACCAGGAGCUGGAAGGCAUGUUCAUCAGCCAGCCGCCACUUCCACAGCACAAGUUCCUGGAGGUUCCAGACGGCCACCGUGCUCCAGUCCCUCUGAACAGUUUCAGCAGCGGAUCGCAGAGUGACCGCACCACCACACCGCUCUCUUCAUCUUCCACGUCCUCCUCGCCCUGUUCCUCCCCCAACUACAUCUCUACCUCCCAGUCGAACUCUGUAGACGCUUCUCUGGACCCUCACCAAGGUUUGAUAGACGGUGCAGAGAUGCACCUCCUGUCUCCGUUGUCCUCCCAGAAUGAGGCCGACGUCUCCCUGCCUCUGCUGAUAUCUUCUUCUCCGGGGCCCAACAAAAGUUGUUGCUUCCAGAGAGAGCCUCCUGAAGGCUGCGAGAAGGUUCGAGUUUGGGAGGAGAUCAGUGCUCCUCUACAACCCAAGCCAGUGGUCAUCUCCUCCUGUCCAGACCCCAACAAGGUAAACUUCACCCCUCACGGGGGCUCGGCCUUCUGCCCCGUCAGCCUCCUGAAGCCCUUGCUCCCGUCGGUGGACCUCUUGUUCCGCAGCUUCGCCGUCUCUCCAGCAGGCAGUUGCUCGACCCAGGGAACGAGCUCCUGCCAGACAGGAUCUUCCAGUAACUGGGGGUCUCCUCCUGACCCUUGCACAACCACCAACGCCAUGGGAGAGGGCUCUGGAGGGGGCCUCGCUUCCUGAUCAGCUCCCAAUCUCUUCUGUGGAAAAUGAUGCAAGUACUUAACUGCCCACAGAUGUUGCCUUGCAAUAAAGGCUUGUUUCUUCCCUUUAAAAGGUACAAAAAAGCCUUUUUGAUUAAAUAAUAUUGGGUGGUGAAUAAAUAUCAUAUAAUCCAAAGGAAAUGCUUCAAGGUAUAGUUUCUCUUUUUUUUGUUUUUUUUUCUUCCAAAAUUUGGUUUUCAUUUUAUCCAAAGAGAUAUUAUGGACCAAACGUGUGAGAGACAUGGAGCUUUUAUAUGAUUUGUUGGAUGACUGCUCACAUUCUUUUUCCAAAGAAGCCAUGUCAAACACUUGUGUCAGUUUCUGUCUAAAAUGUCAGGGCAAGUAAGAAAGCUCAUGCAUGAAAUUCGUUUGGGUUUUUUUUUUGUUUUAGGUAUUCAAAGAUAUUUAUGUAAAACUCAACCUUACACCUGUUGCCAGUGCAUGACAAAUCAGUUGGGUACUUUUUUUUAUAUUUGUUUCAUGAAAAGACAAAUCAGUUUGUGCACUGAGGGGGAAAGUUUCCAUCUGUUGGAGCUGGGUAGCAUCAAUACCUAAUGACCUCAGCUCAUGUAUUCCUGAUUUAAGGCUCUACAUGUUUGUGUUGUGUACUUGGAAAAACAAAAAAAAAAUCCUUUCAUGUAAAUGUGUUUGCAUUAGUGAAUAGAGACCUGUUGUUCCUCUGUGUUUCUAGAUGUGUGCUUGAAGGCAUGUUUACAGUUUGAGGUUUCAUGGCCUAGUUGACUACCUAACCAGUUUUAGUGGUAUAGAUGUCAUCGUUAAUGUUUUGCUAAAGAUGUUGUUUUUGUUCUGCUAAGCUGACAAGCCGCUGACGAUAUAGUUAUAUUUCUGGUAGACAUGUUUGCACAGAUGGAACUGCUACUUUUGAGUCGCAAUUCUUAUUUUUAUAUUUACUUUUUGUAUUUCAUUGUAAAUUUAAAACUAGUUAAGGGUAUUUUCUACAUCUCUUUCAGUUACCUGCAAUAUAAGCUAAAAGAAAAAAAAAUCCUAUUUAGUUUUGUAGUGUUAAUGUGUCUGAGGCAGGUGUCACAGAUAUGGUAUCAGGUGGACUUUGCACUUCCAGGAAAAGGUUUUUAUACAAGCAGCAUUUCUUUCUUUCACACAUUCCUGGGUUUAUUGUCUGACAGUUUUUGUUUUUGUAUGUGUGCAAGUGGAUGGAAAGUUGACUGAUCUUAUCACUAACUUUUACUUUCAGUACCCUAGUGAAAUUCUGGGGAAUUGAAAUAUUCUUCUUCCAAAUAGUGCUCAAUUCAAUGUUUUCUGAGUCUGUUUGGAUGCUGGGGAUGUGCUGUUCUCAGGUUCUGUGUUCUGUCCACAUAAAUAUACAAUUAUA
Cololabis saira (Pacific saury) is the source of this 3184-nucleotide messenger RNA. RefSeq names its product protein FAM117A-like. Lineage: Eukaryota; Metazoa; Chordata; Actinopteri; Beloniformes; Belonidae. The transcript is spliced from 8 exons. The record is from RefSeq and is a predicted model, not a curated record. The coding region runs from base 539 to 1813 and encodes 424 amino acids.